This is a messenger RNA of Camarhynchus parvulus, 2716 nucleotides long. It is a transcript of the gene TLR3, whose product is annotated as toll like receptor 3. Gene Ontology annotation, cellular component: membrane. NCBI's taxonomy places the organism in Eukaryota, Metazoa, Chordata, Aves, Passeriformes, Thraupidae. Gene Ontology annotation, molecular function: protein binding; transmembrane signaling receptor activity. The coding region runs from base 1 to 2691 and encodes 896 amino acids. Gene Ontology annotation, biological process: inflammatory response; immune response; toll-like receptor signaling pathway. The record is from RefSeq and is a predicted model, not a curated record. The transcript has 4 exons.
AUGAUGCGAAACGCUAUUCUUUGGUGGAGCAGCUUAUGUGUCAGACUGAUGUUUGUCUUCUGGCCGUGUGCAUCAGUUGGAAAGCAAUGUCAUAUCCAAAAUGAAAUGGCUGACUGCAGUCACCUAAAGCUAACUCAAAUUCCCUCUGAUCUUCCAAACAAUAUAACGAGUUUGGACAUUUCUCAUAAUCAGCUAAGACAGCUAGGUCCUGCAAAUUUGACCAAGUACAGCCAGCUGGUUUACUUGAAUGCAGGCUACAACAGCAUCUCUAAACUGCAACCAGAAUUGUGCCAAAAUGUGCCCCUGUUGCAGAUUCUGAAGUUAGAACAUAAUGAAUUGUCUAAGCUCCCUGACAGAGUAUUUGCUUCCUGCACCAACCUGACUGAGCUCAAUCUAGGAUACAACACACUAAAUAUAAAAAAUGAUCCCUUCAAAAACCUGAAGAACUUGAAUAUUUUGGACCUAUCUCAUAAUUCUUUGAAGUCAGCCAAUUUAGGAUCGGAGCAACAGUUGGAGAAACUCCAUGAGCUCAUAUUGAGGAGCAACCAAAUAACUGAGUUGAAAAAAGAAGACUUCAGUUUUCUUAGCAACACCUCAUUAAAUAGUCUUGAUUUGUCAUCAAACCCACUAAAAGAGUUUCAUACGGGAUGCUUCCAUACAAUUGGAAAUUUGUGUGGGCUCAUAAUGAACAAAGUUGAACUUGGUGAAAAUCGCACAAAGAAACUUUGUACAGAAUUAUCAAACACAGCGAUUCGAAACCUCUCACUCAGCCAUGUGAAACUUUCCUACAUUGGCAAGUCAACUUUCCAGGGACUGCAAGCAACAAAUCUUACAAUUUUAAACCUUUCCCAAAAUUCUCUCUCUGUCGUAGAAAACGACUCAUUUCAGUGGCUUUCAAGUUUACAAUACUUAAACCUGAAGAUUAAUAAUAUUCAUGUAACUUCGCGUUUAUUUUAUGGAUUAUCCAGCCUUAAAUAUUUGAAUCUCAUAAACUCACUUGCUGGGAAAAUUGAAGAUUUUUCUUUUCAUUGGCUACUCCACCUGGAGUACCUUAUAAUGGAUAAUAACAAUUUUCCAGGAAUUACUGCUAACAUGUUCACAGGUCUGAACAACCUGAAAUAUCUGAGUCUCUGCAACUGCAACAUAAACUUACAAAGAAUAACUAAUAAAACAUUUUCAUCACUUGCUAAUUCUAGCUUACAGGUUCUCAACCUCACAAAAACCAGAAUCUCUACAAUAGAAAGCGGGGCAUUUUCUUCCCUGGGACACCUGAAAAUUCUUGAUCUUGGUCUCAAUGAAAUUAGUCAACAGCUUAAAGGUCAUGAGUUUAAAGGGCUCAAUAAUAUACAAGAUAUUUAUCUUUCCUAUAAUAAAAACUUGACUUUGCAAAGUGAAUCAUUCAUUUUUGUCCCAGGCCUUAGAAAACUGAUGCUGAGGAAGGUAGGCUGCAGUAAUCUGGCCUUUUCUCCUUCACCUUUUCAUCCUCUACGAAACCUGACUGUCCUGGACAUCAGCAAUAACAACAUAGCAAACAUACAAGAAGACUUGUUUGAUGGACUUGACAAACUUGACAUCCUGGAUUUGCAGCACAAUAAUUUAGCCCGGCUUUGGAAACAUGCAAAUCCGGGUGGCCCUGUCCUUUUUUUAAAGGGUCUUCCCAAUUUGCAGAUUCUUAAUUUAAAAUCAAAUGGUCUUGAUGAAAUUCCAGUUCAGGUUUUCAAGGGUCUGUUUCAAUUAAAACACUUGGAUUUAGGCUCAAAUAAUUUGAAUUUGCUUCCAUCAACUCUGUUUGAUGACCAAGCCUCUCUGAAUUCAUUGAACCUUCAGAAAAAUCUGAUAACCUCAGUUGAAGAAAAAGUAUUUGGUCCACCUUUCAGGAACUUGAGAAGACUAGAGAUGGAUUCCAAUCCCUUUGAUUGCACCUGCGAAAGCAUUGCUUGGUUUGCUGAUUGGCUUAAUGAGACCCAAGCAGAUAUACCUGGAUUGAGGUCCCGGUACAUUUGCAACACACCACCUAAAUAUCAUGGUAGUCUGGUUUUGUAUUUUGAUAGUUCAGCCUGCAAAGACAGUGCUCCAUUUAAACUUCUUUUUGUGAUCUCUACCACUAUUGUGACGCUAUUCCUUUUUAUUGUCCUUACCAUUCAUUUUGAAGGGUGGAGAAUAGCUUUCUACUGGAAUAUUUUAGUCAAUCGAAUGCUUGGUUUUAAAGAAUUUGAGAGACAACAGGAACAGUAUGAUUAUGAUGCCUAUGUUAUUCAUGCUAGAGAGGACAAGAAUUGGGUGUCUAAAAAUUUCAUGCCUCUGGAAAAAAAUAACCACUUUGAAAUUAAGUUUUGUUUAGAAGAACGGGAUUUUGAAGCAGGUGUAUCUGUAUUUGAAGCCACAAUUAACAGCAUAAAAAUGAGCAGGAAGAUUAUUUUUGUUGUGACUGAACACCUUUUACAGGAUCCCUGGUGUAAAAAUUUCAAGGUGUAUCAUGCUCUCCAGCAAGCUAUUGAACAAAGUCGGGACUCCAUCAUACUGAUCUUUCUUGAUGAUAUCCAAGAUUACAAGUUGUAUCAUGCACUUCACCUGAGAAGAGGAAUGUUCAGAUCUCGCUGCAUCUUGAACUGGCCAGCCCAGAAAGAACGAGUUAGUGCAUUUCAUCAGCAAUUAGUGAUGGCACUUAAAUGUAAAAGUAAAGUACACUGAUUUUUGAACUACAGAUUUGAAUUAU